Trachymyrmex septentrionalis is the source of this 1842-nucleotide messenger RNA. It is a transcript of the gene aph-1, whose product is annotated as gamma-secretase subunit Aph-1. Gene Ontology annotation, molecular function: protein-macromolecule adaptor activity. Gene Ontology annotation, cellular component: gamma-secretase complex; endoplasmic reticulum; membrane. Bases 365 to 1081 code for a protein of 238 amino acids. Gene Ontology annotation, biological process: Notch receptor processing; positive regulation of catalytic activity; protein processing. Lineage: Eukaryota; Metazoa; Arthropoda; Insecta; Hymenoptera; Formicidae. The transcript is spliced from 2 exons. The record is from RefSeq and is a predicted model, not a curated record.
AUGCGUUCAGCGUUGCUGUCGAUAACCUCAUUCAAGAAUAGAAAAUAGAUAGGACAGAAUUAUUCACAAAGUUGUCAGGUUGUCACACGAGUGACUCGGCGAUUGAUUCCAAUGUACUUGAGCAUUUGUAUCUUCGAUAAGAAAACAGACCGACACGAUUAUUUGUCGAGUAUCUGAUCGCGCCCUAUACCGGGAAGAUAAAUGCGCCCGAUAGAAGCAGACAGUGUCUGGACCGUAAAGAGGCUUGGAAGAGAUCUUGUAGGAGAGUUUAGCGUUUGUUAGCGCCGGCUGACACAAAAUAUAAGUAAAGGAAGAAAAGAGGAAGGGAAAUCGCGACUCUUCGUCGCGGCCAUUCGAAAAGAAAAUGACCGUCAUGGAUUUCUUUGGUUGUGCCUGUCUGGCUUUCGGCCCGCCACUAGCCAUGUUUAUGUUCACCAUCGCCGCCGAGCCCAUCAGAAUAAUCAUAUUGAUUGUCAGCGCUUUUUUCUGGCUGAUAUCCCUGCUGUUAUCAUCGGUGCUUUGGUACGCUGUCGUUCCACUACAAGAACAUCUCGCGUUUGGCCUGGUCUUUUCUGUACUGUUCCAGGAAGGUUUCAGGUAUCUCUUGUAUUGGGUACUACGUAAAGCCGAAAGAGGCUUGGAAAAAGUCACGACGACACACGUGGCUGACAGCAGACACGUAUUUGCUUACGUUUGUGGCUUGGGUUUUGGCUUCAUGAGUGGUGCCUUUGCUUUAGUCAAUGUCCUGGCUGACGCAGUGGGACCUGGUACCAUGGGACUCCGUCAGGGUUCUGAAUACUUUUUUAUAAUAUCAGCUGCUACCACUCUGUGUUUUAUUCUCCUGCACACCUUCUGGGGUGUCAUCUUCUUCUUUGCCUUGGACAAGAAGAAUUGGGGACAGAUUAUCUGGGUAGUUGGAUCGCAUCUAGUUGUCUCAUGUAUGACAUUGCUCAAUCGUUAUCAGGUGUAUGCAGCCAGUUUAUUAUCUGCUUAUAUAGUACUGGUAAUAACAACUACACUUGCGUUCAGGAUCGUUGGUGGACGGACGCAGUCUUUAAUUCUCUGUUUCCAAAGAAACUGAGAGCGCUUACAAAGGUUACUUAAUAAGACGUUCAUAGUUGGCAAGUUCAUCUCUGAUGUGAAUUUAAUGUCGUAACGACAAACAUCUUUUCCCUUUAGGAGUCAAUCUCUAACGCACAUUCUGCAAUAAGUUAUUACUUAAGCUUAAAGUUUUGAACGUAAGAAAUUGACCUGUUGCAGUCAAAUGUCAAAAGAAUAAUCGACUAUAAGUGAUCAGUUUCUGAUGACUUGAGAUUUAAAGCUUAUGUAAUAGCUUCAUGUUAAAAGCCGAUAAGAAAAUUGUAUUCGUUGCUCAUAUUAUAUUAUAUUAUAUGUAGAGAAAGGUUUAAUGUGCAGGAUACUUUUUUCCCCAUUCAGAUUAUUAAACAGGGUACCGAGUAUGCAACAUCAUUAAUUUUGUAUGGCGAUAUGUACUCGAACUCUACAAUGUACGAUAUAUCUAUAUGUUGGCCAAACCGAUCGAGAGACAAAUCGUAUACGAUGGCAUGUUUUGCAAUUGAUAUUUUUCAAAGCAUCUCUGGAUGCGAAAGUUACAAUUAUUUUCCUUGUAAAAGGUUCUAGCACUAGACAUUUUAAUCGAGCUGCUAGUCCGUCCCUUAAUCCAUCGAAAUAAUUAUAUGAUACAGAAACAAAAUAAUCUCUCAAUAAUCCAAUUUUGAUUCAGAUGACGUCCAAGUGUGUAUUAUUCCUUUAUAUCUUAAAGCUUAUAUCCUAAAGCUCUUGAUUUUUCAUUGCAGCUAUGUUGAAUUGUUACGUCAGAAA